UCAGUGAGCCUCCGCCCCUCAGCAGGAGUCUGGCUUUAGGACCUAAAAAAGUUCAGUAGAACUUUGCUGCUUGUAGAGAUCGAAGCUCCUGGUCUGCAACCUGGAUGGGAAGAAGCUAGAUCUGACUGGGGGAGCCCUGGUGUGCCAAGUGCUGUGCCCAUCUUUCUGCCCCACGAUGUAGGGACUCUUUCUGCCUUUCUGGACUCUAGUGGAUUCUUCAUUUACUUGCUCUUGCCAGAUUCAGCUGCCUGUACUGCCCUUAGCCCCAGCUGCCCUGCCUGGAUUGAGAAUCAUAGUCGUUUUUAAAGGGGAGGUGGGCGGUCUGGAGGGAAAGAGGGCCCAAGCCCCGGACUGGGGGCUCAUAAGGCAGCUCCAGGCUCAGCUGUAACUGCAGCUGGGGGAGCAUGGUGGGCGUAGUACUGGCGGUCCGAGGACCAGCAAGGCAGCUGUGGCCAUCAUCACCGCUUCUGUUGCUGCUGCUACUCUUGUUGCUGCUGCUGCUGCUGCUCUGCAAAGGGGCCUCAGCGCAGUACUCCAGCAAUAUGUGCAACUGGAAAGGGAGUGGGCUGACUCAUGAGGCACACAAGAAAGAUGUUGAACAGGUCUACCUCCGAUGUUCUGAAGGAUUUGUUGAGUGGAUGUAUCCUACUGGAGCAUUAAUAAUUAAUCUUCAACCAAACACAGUAUCAUCCUCCAAUAAACACUUAACAAUUUGCAUCAAACCAUUCAAGGACUCCACGGGAGCAAAUAUUUAUUUGGAAAAAAAUGGGGAACUGAAACUAUUGGUUGGAGAUGGAGACCACAGACCUAGAAAGGUCUACUGUUUUGGAUUUGACCAAGGGGCUUUGUUUAUUGAAGCCACCCUGCAACAGGACAUUAGCAGGAAGAUUACAGGCUUUCAGUAUGAACUGACAAACAAAGGGGAAGUCUCAGAUUUGUACACAGUUUCUGUUCCAUGUCGUCCUUGCAGUGACACAGAAGUCCUCUUGGCUGUCUGCACUAGUGACUUUGUGGUAAGAGGAUCCAUCCAGAAUGUAACAAAUGAGCCAGAACAACAAGAAUCUAUCAUUGACAUCCAUGUCAGCAAACUGUACAGGCAGAAGAAUAAAGUCUUUCAGCUUGUGGAAAGCAGUGAGAGCUGGCAAGGACAGAUCAAGACACUAUUAGAAUGUGGAGUGAAACCAGGAAAUGGGGAUUUCCUCUUCACAGGCCGAAUGCACUUUGGGGAGGCCAGAUUAAGCUGUGCCCCUCGUUUCAAAGACUUCCUAAGAAUGUAUAAAGAUGCUGAGAACAAGGGCCUGAAUCCAUGUGAAAUAGGCACAGCCUGAAGAUGAGUGAUUAGAUUAGAAAUCUUCCUUUCCCUCCCAAUAAAACCUCUCUCCACCUGCACUUUUGCCUGACAAAUUCACUAUCAUAGUGAAUACUAUUAAUUUAUUGGCAAGCAGCUUCCAGAGGAACUAACACUUGGAAGGCAGGUCCUAUGGGGUCUCUUUAUAAUACCAGGAACUGUUAUACUAAUAAAGGUACAAGCCAGAUCGGAUACCAUGUACCCCAGAUUUUUUUCUUAACCAAUUGGAAGUCUUGAAAAAUGCAAACUAAGUUAUUAUAUUUUAAGGCAUUUUUCACUGGAAACAAACUCCCAUAUUUUAAAUAGACUACUUUUGUAUCUUUUAAUAUAAUUAAAAAACCCCAAAGGAUGUAGUAUUUGAUCUGAUAUAAAACUUUAACAACAAUGUACAAUUUGAAGUAAUUUCUUAUGACAGAAAUUUAUGGAGUCAAACACUUUGAUUUGUUUUUUUCAUGCUUCCUUUUUUAUUUUAAUUUUUAACUAUAAUUGCCAAUCAUGGUCA
Dromiciops gliroides (monito del monte) is the source of this 1850-nucleotide messenger RNA. RefSeq names its product meteorin like, glial cell differentiation regulator (gene METRNL). The transcript has 4 exons. The record is from RefSeq and is a predicted model, not a curated record. NCBI's taxonomy places the organism in Eukaryota, Metazoa, Chordata, Mammalia, Microbiotheria, Microbiotheriidae. Gene Ontology annotation, molecular function: hormone activity. Gene Ontology annotation, biological process: positive regulation of brown fat cell differentiation; energy homeostasis. Bases 405 to 1328 code for a protein of 307 amino acids.